AUGAGCGACAAAUCGUACAUGACCCAGAUGAAGGAGGGUGCCCAGAACACUGGUGAAUACAUCAAGGAAGGCGCACAAAACGCCGGUGGAGCCGUCAGAGACACCGCCAAGGGAGCCUAUGACAAGGUCGCUGGUGCAGCCCAAUCUGUGAAGGAGACGGUGGUCGGAAAGAGUCACGAUGCCAAGGAGGCGGCUGGGGACACCUAUGACAGUGCUGCCAACAAGGCCGGUGAUUGGAAGGUGAGGUUUUGAGGGUUUAUUAUUAUUGUUAAUUUUAGAUAGGUAGAUGGCGAAAAUUUAAGUUUGUAUAGAAUUUUUGGAUUGUUUUGGGGAAAAUUAUUGUUGUGAUACGUAGAAGAAACUAGGAGGGAGAUAUUUAUGCCCUUUUCUAAAUUGAUUUUGAUCGAUUUAUAAAAUUGUCGUCCAAAAUUAUUUCUGACGUCUAGCUUUGGCACCACGACAUUUCCGGAAUUUGGACACUUCCGGAAUGGCGGAAUAGUGACACUUCCGGAAUGGCGGAACAGUGACACUUCCGGAACCGGGGAAAAAUCAAAGAAGAGGCUUAGACCUGCCAUCUGAACCAUCUGACUGGAUUUAUUGUUAUUAAUCUCAAAAAUUUUGUUAUUUUUUUUUCUGAUUGUUACUUUUUUCUUAAGUAGUAGUGUUAACAAGUAAUUUUUUGGAAUUUUUCCAAAAAUACUGGAUUUAGGGGUUUUCGAGGGUGCUGAUUUCGAAAAUCAUGUUAGCUUUCCUCUUCAUAGUACUAUCUGGUACUAUACAGUACAAGGUGAAAAUAUGGCUCUUGGCGUUAAUGGUGUUGUUUUAAUGCUUAGUACUCCUCAAAAACACGUUUUAAAUAACUGGUACUGUUUAGUACUGUCUGGUACUAUGUAGUACAAGGUGAAAAUAGGAGUACUAAGGAACAGAACAACACCACUAACGCCUAAAGGCCAAAUUUUUACCUUGUACUACACAGUACCAGACAGUACUAAACAGUACCAGUUAUUUAAAACGUGUUUUUGAGGAGUACUAAGCAUUAAAACAACACCAUUAACGCCAAGAGCCAUAUUUUCACCUUGUACUGUAUAGUACCAGAUAGUACUAUGAAGAGGAAAGCUAACAUGAUUUUCGAAAUCAGCACCCUCGAAAACCCCUAAAUCCAGUAUUUUUGGAAAAAUUCCAAAAAAUUACUUGUUAACACUACUACUUAAGAAAAAAGUAACAAUCAGAAAAAAAAUAACAAAAUUUUUGAGAUUAAUAACAAUAAAUCCAGUCAGAUGGUUCAGAUGGCAGGUCUAAGCCUCUUCUUUGAUUUUUCCCCGGUUCCGGAAGUGUCACUGUUCCGCCAUUCCGGAAGUGUCACUAUUCCGCCAUUCCGGAAGUGUCCAAAUUCCGGAAAUGUCCUGAUGCGCUAGCUUUACCUAAAAUAAGAUGAAAAAGCUAGUAAUUGGACCCAAGUCAGUUUUAUCACAGUUUCAUUAUGAAGUUUGAUGUCUAAUCUCUCUAUUUUUCCAGGAUAGCGCUGGUGAGAAGGCCGGCGAGUUCUCGGACAAGGUCGGCGAUCUCCGCGACCGAGCCGCUGAUAACCUCCGUUCCCACUAA
This is a messenger RNA of Bursaphelenchus xylophilus (pine wood nematode), 1602 nucleotides long. Lineage: Eukaryota; Metazoa; Nematoda; Chromadorea; Rhabditida; Aphelenchoididae. The record is from the annotation of a GenBank genome assembly.